AGCCUGUAGGUGUCAUCGGCUUAAAAGGGAAAUCCGCGCAUGUGGGAGCAGGCCGGGAGGCGAGAGCAUGCGGUGGGGGAAAGAGCGAAAGAGCGGAAACACGCGCGGGAGAAAGACGCAACGAGGGGCCGUAGUAUGACGAACGCGAGGCAACCGGCGACGAUGGUGCGGGCAGUCUGCGCACGGACAUCGAUCGAGGUUCACGUUCCAUCCACUCCCCGAAAUUCCCGAUUGUUUCUCGAGUCGCGAUUACCGAUACGUCACGUACGACAAGAAGAAAGAUAGAAACAGGAAGAAAGAAAGAGGGAGAGAGAGAGAGAGAGAUAGAGAGAGAAGGAAAGAGAGAGAGAGAGAGAGAUAAAGACAUGCCGCGGUAUCCUAUGCGGCAAUCGUGAAUUGCGUGCGCCGUGACAGUGCGAUGACACCUGUGCCUUUCCGAGAGGAACGAACCGUCAGUACCGCAGCUGUGGGGGUGUUUUUCCGCGCUGCACCAUAGGAAUUUUGUAUAGCGACCGGAAAACGUCGGUCCGCCACUGUCUUCUUCACGUCCGGCAGAGACUAGACGAUGUUUAAACGCCUGUCGAAGUCACGGCGCCACAGCGCCGACGAUGUCGCCCUUUCUUUGUCGAGCUCGACGGCUCCGCUGGACGAGCUAUCGGCGACUUCAAUGCCGCGGACGAACAGUCAGGAUCUGGAAACCGCCACUCUGCUGAAGAUCUCCCGGGCCAAGUACACCCGGAGGAGCUGCGGCGACGCGGGCGCGAUGCAGACGCUGCUCGAGAAGCAGGACAACGAGCAGGAUGUCAUCGAGGCUGACUAUCAAACGGUUACGGCCGUGCCGGCCUUCAUCGUCGAGCACGAUCCGAGUAAGCAACGAGUGCUGGGACUAGGAAUUUGGGGUCGUAGGAUGGGCAAGAAGAUCGAUUCGUUUCGGAGGACUAGAUCUCGCGAGACUAUCUGCUCCAUUACGGAAAGAUCCGACGGUGUCGAACACAACGAACACAGCGUCAAUAAUAAUAAUAUAAACAAUAACAAUACUAGUAUCAGCAACAAUAACAUUGACGUCCAUCAAUUAAGCAAGAUACACUUGGACGAGAGGACGAACAGGAAGUUACCGGCAGCUUGUCAGCGAUCCCCGUCUCCCUUCAAAUCGUUUUUCAUCCGGAUGGGUUCCACCGGCAUGCUCAACUCGACUAAAACCAAUAGGAAGUCUCAGAAUAUCGAGGAGAGAACCACGAUGAUGCCGGACAAGGAGAGCCUGUUCAGGAGCUGCAGCACCAGUCAAUUGAACAACAGCCCGACUUACGUGAAGGGAGACGAUCCCUCGGAAGGCAUAGACCUGCAAGUAGCCGCCCGAAAGGACAAGACGGUGUCCUGCGACAAUCUGGCGGGGCAUCGAGGCAACGAUCAAAGGAUCUUCGAGGCUCGCGCGCGAGGCGAUCCUUCCGCCUCCACGUAUUCGCUGGGCAGUCCUUCGGUGAGCUUCAGCACCUGCGACCUCGAGAAGACGAAAAACGAGUCGUUCAUGAGGAAGAGCAGUAGCUGCGACCUGAAGGAGGCGAAGAAAUCCAACUUCCCGUACGCCUUCCUGCGAUCGAAGCUGUCCGUGUUACCGGAAGAACGUCACGGAUCACUGGUCCCCAAGGACGAGAGGCUCUUCAAGACUGUGUCGGAGGAGCACUUUCCGACCCUGCAGAUCGAGGACUCUUACAUCAACACCACGACCCUAGGACGGAAGAGAACGAAGAUCGGAAACGCCGGCUGCGGUCUCGACGUCGCGAGAAAUCAGGAGAACGUCUCGCGACUGGGCCGAACCUCCUAUGCCGAGUUUCAGAGGAACGCCAUCAGAUACGAAGCGGACAGAUACAGCCUGAACGCCAGCCGCCUCGAGCGAAUCGAAGCCGGUCUUCAGCGGGACGGCAUCGCCGGCUGCUACCUGUUCGACGGAAGUCCGCUGUCCUUUCGUGAGAACAACGAAUUUCGACACAGCGAGGAUACGGCGCGCGACAAGGCGGACUUCGCAGUCGGCAGAAUCGAGACCGGGAUGACGGAGAAUUGCAAUGUCGAUCUCGACAUGAUGACCGCUAUCAGAAGCAACCGACGGAACUCGGUGUCGAGCUGCGAGCAGAGACUGUCGUCUCACUACGUUAGCUCGAACGAGUCCGGUUACGACAGCGACGGGCCGCGAGGUGAAUUCGUGGCGGCCUUGGAGAACGAGGGGCUGAAAUGUAGCUCGGACACCAGCAGCGUCGUGGACUCGGAGGCGGAUAAACCCAUAAGGAGCUCGACGCCGAGCGAGUGCCAGGAUCAGGAAAACGCCCAGAACGCCGGCAGGAUCAGGCAGAAUUCCGAGAACGCGGACGAGCACGCGAGGCCGGACGCGAUUUCCCGGAUGAAUCUCGAGGGGAUAGACGGUCUCAGGUGGCACCGGAGCGGAUCCGGACGGAUGCUGCCCAGUAUUCACGGUACGUCCUUCGAGGAGGAAGCCGUGUCGCGGCUGGAGGACACUCCGCUUCCAAGCUGCGACGACAGAUUGAAUAUCCUGUCUGACACGUCGAAGACGCUGGACGUCUCGCCUCAUCGCAUGAGGUUGCAGCAGGAUAAAACGAGAUUUUUGAGCGAUAUCAUUCAGCCGUUAACGAGGGUGCGGCGAUGUUGCUCGAUACAGUUGCACAAGAGAGAUCCCAAAGAGAGCCUGGGGAUUCGAUUGGCGCAACAGAGACUAGGAGAUUUGCAAUACAUCGUCGUACAACUCGAAAGCGACGGCAUCGCUCACAGAGACGGCAGACUGAGAUUGGGCGAUGAGAUUGUCGAAGUCGAAGGCAAGGAGCUAAAAACGCUGGAAACCCUUGAGGAAGUGCAAGAGUUUCUGAGAUCUUUUACCGGUAACACGGUACGAUUAACGACGGCAUACGAGGAGACGGUGCCGCAAGUAUACGAGAAUCCGCCGCCAGCCGUGCCCGGCGAGUACGAGUACCUGGAAAACGCGAAGAAUCUGUCGUUGAUCGACACCGAAGCGAAUCACGUUUCUUCAUCGGCCGAGAAGAAGAAGAAGAAGAAAACGACGACGACGACGACGGCCGACGGUGACGCGGAGGCACUUCAGUCGAGAAAGAGGCCCGACUUCCUGCCGCUCUCCUGCUCGUCCGAAAAUCAAAAGGACACCCGCGGCAGCAGCGCGGAGCCCGUUACGACGGAGUCGCAGCACUAUCUGUCGCGACACGUGGCCAAGUUCGAGAAGGGCUACGGCAAACCAAGUUUGGGCUUCAGCGUUGUAGGUGGCAGAGACAGCCCGCGGGGUGACAUGGGGAUCUUCGUGAGGAGGGUCUUCGCCGGCGGGCAGGCCGACAUUUCCAGAUCGCUGUUUCAAGGCGACGAAAUCACGAGCCUAAACGGACAGAUUUUGAAGGGCCGCACGCACCAGGAAGUCAUCGAGUUGUUUAAGACGGUGAGGGAGGGCACGGUCGAAUUAGAGAUUACAAGAAGACACAGAUAUCCUAAAAGUACUGUAAAAAGUACGCCGUACUAAACAGUAUGAACGAAGAAGAAACUGCCCACCGGAAGUGCUCUUUAGAUUUAGGUCUAAUCCACUAUCAUCAAUCACAUGGAGAAAAAAAACGACGUUUUAGAAUUCUAGUCUAUCAAAAGAAAUCUAUGACUUCUCUGACGUUUUUCUCUUGCAUAAUUUAUUUCGCGCGGCAUAUCUCGCAACUGCCUGGUAGAAUAGUUUUCUUAUUAUUAAUAGACUAUUCGCGUAUUGUGGUAUUAUAACUAUUAUUAAGUACCACGUCUAAAAAUAAGAUUUUAUACGAAUAACGUUAUGACAUCGUAAAAUCCAUUACCUACUAUGCAUUUUUUAAUCAUAAUAAAGGACAAUAAUAAAGAGAAUGUUCUUCGCGGGUACCGAACGGGGUACCGUAUCCAGAUUAUUAUUAAUUAAAAAUAAUUGUUAUUAAAUAACUGUUUUAUUUCUAGC
This is a messenger RNA of Wasmannia auropunctata (little fire ant), 3976 nucleotides long. RefSeq lists its product as uncharacterized. Gene Ontology annotation, molecular function: protein binding. The coding region runs from base 566 to 3529 and encodes 987 amino acids. The transcript has 7 exons. The record is from RefSeq and is a predicted model, not a curated record. Lineage: Eukaryota; Metazoa; Arthropoda; Insecta; Hymenoptera; Formicidae.